Morchella importuna is the source of this 456-nucleotide messenger RNA. RefSeq lists its product as uncharacterized. The transcript has 4 exons. The coding region runs from base 1 to 456 and encodes 151 amino acids. NCBI's taxonomy places the organism in Eukaryota, Fungi, Ascomycota, Pezizomycetes, Pezizales, Morchellaceae. The record is from RefSeq and is a predicted model, not a curated record.
AUGAAGUUCCCGCUCCUCUCGACACUCCUCCUGUCUGGAGGCUUUGUCUGCGCCUGCGAUAACGACCGGUGCGCUAACACGGUCACUCGCACGGUCUGGAACGUCCGUACCAGAAAAUUCACAGAGACCUUUACGAAAUUAAUCCCAUACACCACAACAUCAACAAAAUACGUCCCCGGCGACGUCCAGAAGAAAACCGUCACACUCUUCACAAGCACAAAAACCCAUGUCGUCUCGACCAUCAUCAAAGACGGCAUCGUCACCACCACGACGCUGACCAUGCCCGGCGGAUACCCGACCGUCACCGUGUCCGGUGCUGGCGAGGUCACCACCGUCACUAUUCCCGGCGCGGGGGAAAUGACCACUGUACAAUGCCUUUCAUUUGAGAUGUGCAAGAGACGGAAGUGCGGGGAAAUAUCGGUGCUCCACUUUUGGACGGCUGUCGAUCGACAUUGA